Fusarium coffeatum is the source of this 822-nucleotide messenger RNA. RefSeq lists its product as uncharacterized. The record is from RefSeq and is a predicted model, not a curated record. NCBI's taxonomy places the organism in Eukaryota, Fungi, Ascomycota, Sordariomycetes, Hypocreales, Nectriaceae. The transcript has a single exon. The coding region runs from base 1 to 822 and encodes 273 amino acids.
AUGUCAUCCGAAGAGCAACAGCAGUCGCAGCUGUUUCCGCAUGUACCGCUGCUCGAUGAAACAGGUCGCGUACGCUUAUACGAAGUCUUUCGUUUCUUCCACGAAAAUCUCUUGCGGUAUCCCAUGAAUAUUCCUCAAGUGGCUCGCGUCUCUGUGACGGCAGGGUUUGUUGCCGUUGUCGUACCAGAAGAUGGCUACAUACCUACCACGGAAGCCUUCAAGGACCAAGCCAUUCGUCAACAUAUCUCCAACACAAAUACCCUAGGACAGCUUCUUACUGCAAGGACUUGUUUCAUCUUCUCGAACUCGUCAUCGCUGAUCCAUUUCGCUCGGCACAUUAGGAGAAUCCGUCCUAUGUCUGUUUAUAUUGAGAUAUUGGUUUUUGAUCGCGACGAAUUUGGCGCGGCUGAGCGUAUGGUUGCUUGGGGCAAAACUGUUGAUCCGCAUGGCCAUUAUGAAGGGGCACACUCCCACCUGGUAAACUGGGCGAACGGACUACGGCUACUGGCUGCACAUUGCCGCCUCAAUGUCAGAUUCGUUAUGAUGGUGCCCUACCGAGAUUACAUCUCCCUUCGCGACCAAACGGAAGUGCUUCGCAUGGUUAGUGUGGACUACUUAGUUGUUUUGUCAUGUCGGGAUAAAUGGCAAUGGAUCCCCUACCCCGACCUCAAUUUCUCUCUAGCUGCGACAGCUAUAACAGCUUCAUCAGCAAACUACCAACAUAGUAUUACGGGAUGGCAGUACCGCGAGAUGUGGCUGCAUGGAACACGACUACAUUCUGGCUUCUGGAGAUUAGUAAAAGAAGAACCCCAACAAACAUAA